Molecule: messenger RNA, 231 nt
Organism: Penicillium hordei
Lineage: Eukaryota; Fungi; Ascomycota; Eurotiomycetes; Eurotiales; Aspergillaceae
Exons: 1
Coding region: 1-231 (76 amino acids)
Source: RefSeq, a predicted model, not a curated record
AUGUUGGAGAAGCACUUGAUCGACACAUCCAUUAUUAGCUCGGUCUUCAUCCUCAACCGGAUUUACAUCGUGCCCGUCUUUGGUGGUGGGCGUCCAAAGGCUAUCGUCUUUCUACUUCUUCAUACUGGGAGUCCCGAUCACUUCGGUCUUUGGAGGGUUUCCGUCUCCAACAAGCGCUACCGCGGUGAGUCCGUCUGCACCGAGCUCCCUCGGAGAGGGCGGAGUCGGUGA